AUGCAUAAAUACAAACUUGUUGCUAAGAAAGGUGAAGGCACGUUCAGCGAGGUACUCAAGGCCCAGUCGCUGAGGACUAAUCGUCACUAUGCUAUUAAGUGCAUGAAGAACACCUUCCAAUCUAUUGAGCAAGUUAACAAUCUACGUGAAAUCCAAGCCCUUCGCCGCCUUGGUGGCCACCGGCAUAUAAUAAAGUUGCAUGAA
Perkinsus marinus ATCC 50983 is the source of this 204-nucleotide messenger RNA. Its product is annotated as rage-1, putative. Lineage: Eukaryota; Perkinsozoa; Perkinsida; Perkinsidae. Gene Ontology annotation, molecular function: protein kinase activity; ATP binding. Gene Ontology annotation, biological process: protein phosphorylation. The annotation marks the transcript as partial. The transcript is spliced from 3 exons. The record is from RefSeq and is a predicted model, not a curated record.